Messenger RNA from Schistosoma intercalatum, 957 nucleotides. Lineage: Eukaryota; Metazoa; Platyhelminthes; Trematoda; Strigeidida; Schistosomatidae. The record is from the annotation of a GenBank genome assembly.
AUGCCUUCAAAGCCUGUAUUUCUUACUUGCCAUGAUUUGGGCUGUAAUCACUAUCAAUACGAAGAAUUUGUGGUGCAUUCAAAAAUGCUUCCAAUUAUGCAACGAUCGACAUGGGUUCAUAUUGAUUUGCCAGGUCAAGGAGAUGGUGAAGAAGAACUACCAUCAAAUUAUGUGUUUCCUCCGAUCAAUCGACUACCUGAUGCAUUUCGUGAUGUGCUAGCGAAUUUAAAAAUAAAGCAUGUGGUUCUUUUUGGUGAAGGUGCUGGAGCGAACAUUUUGGCACGGUUUGCAAUUGCUUAUGAUAAUCUUGUACUUGGGGCAAUAUUAAUUAACUGUACUGGAACACCGCCUACAUUUACUGAGUCACUUAGAGAUAAGUUAAUGAACUGGAAAUUAAGCUCAUCUGGUAUGAAUCCAGCCACUGAAAGUUUUCUAAUUAUACAUCGUUUCGGUUCGGUUGUUGAAACUGAGAGUGAAGUGGAGUUACGCAAUGCUGUUGAAAGUUUUCGUCAAAACUUGCGUCAUUCAAUUAAUCCGAAAAAUUUAAACAAAUUUAUCACAUCAUAUAUGCAGCGUAAAAACCUUUCAGAAAGUCUUCCCAGUCUAAAAUGUCCUGUAUUAUUGAUCACAGGAGCUUUAGCUUCACAUCAUAAAAAAUGUCGUCAAUUAUUUGAAGAUCUUGAAAAAAUACGUCGUGAUUCUGGUGGUCAAUCAGCUUCAAGUGAAUUUGUUAUGAUUGAUGAUGUAUCAAAUGUUCUGACUGAAAGACCGGAUAAGGUGGUCGACAGUAUGCAGUACUUUUUACAAGGAAUCGGAUUAUUAAGCAAUUUAAAAUUACAAAAAACACCAAUGCAAUUAAAUCGUCGAAUGUCAAUGGAAGAUUAUGAUCGACCAUUGGGUAAAACACAUUUUAUUAGUCGACUUUCACAACAAGUCCCUGAAGAGAAUACAACAUAA